AUGUCAAGGAGAGAGAGCAGAGAUUCAGACCCAAAACAGGAGCGUUCUAGACUCGAUCGCGAAUCCAGCCCUAAGAGAUCAAGAAGAGAUGGGAAACCCGAAGGAGAACGUGUUCUGAGUAAGAAAGAUCUGGAUGUUAAAAAUGGUAGUGAUACGGAUAAGAAACCACGUCAGUCUCUGCGAGAUGCUGCGCCACUGGAACCUGAUGCUCAAGGUUUGAGAAAAGACGGUGAAAAGAAGCAAUCUGAGACGACCAAACAAGCUUCCCAUCUUUCACAAGGACCUCGUUCUAGACCAUACAAUCAGUAUGAUGAUCGUCAUAGUGCUCGGAAAGAUGACAGAAGACCAACUUCUGAGAGAGGAUCGUGGAGAGGUUCAAGAGAUGAGAGCAAUCGAAGAGCUGGAGGAGAUGAUGAGAGGUCACAGCAUCGUAAAGACCAAGACAAAAGCACUUGGCGACAUGAGAGUGACGACACCAAAGGAGCACUCUCUAGGAAACGACCGGCCUUCAGGGAGAAGAAGAUUCCAGAGGAAUCUGGGAAGGACACAGACAGAACAAGAAGAGCUGAGGAGGUAAAAGACACAAAUCUAAGCGGUCGCGGGCAGAACGAGAGAAACUGGAGGAGCAACAUGCAUUCAGAGAGACUAGCAACGGGAAGAGACAGAGUGUGGAACAGAGACGAUGAAAGAAGUGCGGGAAGCAGACAGGGUUAUCGAGGAGCUGAUAGAGACAGAUUCAACGGCAAUGGGCGAAGUGGGUUUCAUGGGAAAGGGACAAGGGAGGAGAAGAAAUGGAACCAUGACUUGUUCGAAGAGGCGAACAAGAGUCCAGCUAGAGCCAACGAGGAAGAACAGAUUGCAAAAGUUGAAGCUUUGUUGGCUUCUUAG
Molecule: messenger RNA, 888 nt
Organism: Microthlaspi erraticum
Lineage: Eukaryota; Viridiplantae; Streptophyta; Magnoliopsida; Brassicales; Brassicaceae
Source: the annotation of a GenBank genome assembly